CGUUUCAUCGAUUUUCACAAGCAAGAGCACAGAGUUUAGUGGCAUAUACCAGCAGCAACGGUGCAAAUAAAGUGGGUCGUUAGGAAAAAAAAAUCGUAGUGUAGACAACGAAAGAUAUAGACAAAAGUUGCGUAUACGCAGCAGCUGCUGAACAUUAUUUUAAGUGAACGCAAAAGAAGUUGGGUUUUACAUUUCAUAAGCGCUCAUUCUGCACAGCAAACAUUUGAGUGGGGAAAGCGUUGGAGGUGAGAGACAAACGACAAACGAAUUCGCCAACAAAGCGAAGUGGAAGAGAAGCGCAGAGCAGCGAAGAAACGAAAAACGCCAGCAAAUACAACAAACGCACAAUUCGCCGCAUUCGCCUCGCUUGCUUAGUGUCUGUCUUAGCAGCGAAGUCAAUACACAGUCAGCCACAGUGGCGCAACGAAUUUUCCUUUAGUAUCCUUACGGGACGUGAAAAAAUCAGUAGUCAACGCAAAAACAGCCAACAAAACGAGCGUGCAGUGCUGCUAUAUAAGAGUAUAUGAAGUGUUGAAGAAAAAAAAGUUGAAAAAAACGCGCAGCUUGUAACCAAAUUGAAGUGCUUGUGUGUGCAGAAAAUUUCGAAAUUUCCAAACGCAGUUGAAAAAGUAGUUUAACGGGCCACAAAGGUUGCUGGCGUGUAAGCGAAAAUUAAACUGACAAAAUAAGUAUACCAGCACAGCAGCGAGUGUGUGUGUGUGUCGAGCGAUUAAACAUUAAAACGCUACUAACGGUUUAUUAUACAUUUGUACACACUUAUCUAUGUGUAUAACAGUGCAUGAGUGUGUGUGCAAGCGUUUCUUAGAAUCGCAACAAAUUGAAUUCAAUUGAGAACACUAAACGCGCAACGCCAGCUGCCAACACCACCACUACACGACCGCCGCAGCAGCAGCAGCUAAAGCAACACUAAUAUAACAACAACAACAACCAACACGGAUACAAGUCGAAGCGCAAGCUAACAAAUAGGCCAGCCACAAAGCGCUGUAAUACAACAGAAGAAAAGGUAACGUAAACAGUCACAUCGCCGCCAUUAAGCGCCCGUCAUAAAGCACACAAACGCUUGAGCAAUACGACGCUAAGGUGUUAACGUAACUACAGUAACGCUCAGCUUUUGCAUAAAAACAGCUUAAAGCGCUCGAAGCAGCCGCAGCUUGAACUUAAUUUUUGCCCCCAGUUUGCUACAGCGGCCUCAAAAUACACAUACAAACGAAUAUGGCUGGCGGUGGGGACCCCAAGUGGCAAAAGGAUGCGGCCGAUCAAAAUUUCGACUAUAUGUUCAAAUUGCUUAUAAUCGGCAAUUCAAGUGUGGGCAAGACAAGUUUCCUCUUUCGCUAUGCCGAUGACAGUUUCACCUCAGCUUUUGUGUCGACGGUGGGCAUCGAUUUCAAAGUGAAAACUGUGUUUCGACAUGACAAACGCGUCAAGCUGCAGAUCUGGGAUACAGCGGGUCAAGAACGCUACAGAACAAUAACCACAGCAUAUUAUCGUGGCGCCAUGGGUUUCAUUCUAAUGUAUGAUGUCACAAAUGAGGAGAGUUUCAAUUCUGUACAAGAUUGGGUCACUCAAAUCAAGACAUAUUCCUGGGACAACGCACAAGUGAUACUUGUCGGCAACAAAUGCGACAUGGAAGACCAGCGAGUGAUCUCAUUCGAGCGUGGCCGACAGCUGGCCGAUCAGCUGGGUGUGGAGUUCUUCGAAACCUCAGCCAAAGAGAAUGUGAAUGUGAAGGCUGUCUUCGAACGGCUGGUGGAUAUAAUUUGUGACAAAAUGUCAGAGAGUUUAGACUCGGAUCCGACGUUAGUGGGUGCUGGGCAAAAGGGACAACGACUGACAGAUCAACCUCAAGGCACGCCCAAUGCGAAUUGUAAUUGUUAAACACACAUACACACACACACUUCUAUACUUAAAUACAUACAUACAUAGGCAUAUAUAUACAUAAAUAGACACAUGUAGACACAAAUAUACUUAAAUAAAAACAUGAAAUAAAUAAAUGAAUGAAUAAAUGUAAAACUAUAUAAACUAAGUGAGGCAGUAAUAUAUAAAAAAAAAAAUGAUAAAUGCUGUUGACUUAUGUUGUCAGAAUUUUUGUUGUCUCAGUUUUUAGUGUUUUUUGAAGUAGACGAAGGCGUAGAAGCAGAAUAAUUGUAAUUAAAGGGUGUUGCAUGUAAAUGUGCUGAGGCAAGCAGUUAUUGUGAAAAAGCCAUUUAUGCUGUUGAAAACAAUUUAUGAGAAAAUAUAGUAUUGUAAAAAAUGGUGCAACAAAAAGCAAAACAAAAAGCGUUUGCCGAGUAUACAUUGUUUACAAGCCUACAAACGAAACUUCACGAAGGUAAAAAAUUAAUUUGUGAAACAUAUAAAUAAAUAUGAAAUAUAAAGAGAAUUAAAUUAAUAAAAAUUAACUGAAAUUAACUAACAAAUUGUAUUGGAAAUGCUGUGCAACUUGUAUGCGUAGUAAUUUGAAAUGUUGAAAUUGGCAUAGAUAUCUACUUGUAGUGGUGCCGCCGCAGAAGAUCGUUAUUUGUGUAUGUUUCCAUGAAUUAUAUUAUAUGACUAAAAGGUAUUUAACUGUAAUGUAAUUACUUAACAACACAGACACACAAAAAUAUAUACAAACAUGUAUGCAGUUGUUGCGUGUGUGUUUGUGCAGGCAGUUUUUGGUGAAAUUCAAUAAAAAAAUUAUAAAAAAUAUAAAAAAUUGUAAUUACAGAAAUACAUGACUAUGUAAUAGCGUUUAUAUAAAUUACAGCAAAUACAAAAAUUACUAAAAUAUUAUUAUUAUCAUAACAAUUACAGUUACGCUGUUAAAUGGCAAAUCUACAAAAGCGAAAAGAAAGACAACUAUAAAGAGAAUUCUGAACUUGUACAACAACAAUAACACAAAAGAAGCUACACUUUUUACAAAAAUAAAAAUAAAAACAAAACCAAAAAUGAAAAUGAAAAACAGUAAAUAUAUUGAAUAAAAAUAAUAUCAUUAAAAAAUAUAAUUCAAAAAUAAUUUAGUUGUAAAUUAUUUAUAUCGUUAAAAAAAACAAGAAUACACAAACAACACCAACACUACAACAAACAAAAACUUAGUGAAACAAACACACACCGCCACACAUAGACACACCCACUUAAAACGCAUAGCUGCAGUUAAUGCGCAGUCACUAUGUCAACUCAAAAGUAUUAGCCGCGAAAUGACACUUUUUUACUAAAAACUAAAUAAAUAAAUAAAUGAAGCAACAACAACUGAGUAUUACAGCUAUGAAACAUAACUCGCAGCGAUCAAUAAACAUAAAUAUUGUAAUUAACCAUAUGUUUUUAAAAAAAUCAAAUAUUCAAACUGUUCAAAAACUUAUACUUUCAUUGUUGCCAGAUGUUAGUGAUUGUAAAAAAAAAAAAAAUAAACUACUUUCAGCCCAAAACAAAGCAAAAAAUUUUAUGCAAAAAAUAGUAAAAAAAAACAAACAACAAAAACUUUCAUAAAUCAAAGAUGAAUUCAUUUUGCUUAAACGCAAUUGGCUGCCUUGAAGCUCUAACAUACAGAAAUUUGCUGAAAAUAACUACUCUUAUAAAUAUAUGUAAAUGUUAACCGAAAUGAUCAAUCUCAUACUCAAGAAUGCAGUAUUUACUAGGCAAUAAA
Messenger RNA from Zeugodacus cucurbitae (melon fly), 3643 nucleotides. RefSeq names its product ras-related protein Rab-3 (gene Rab3). Gene Ontology annotation, biological process: protein localization to plasma membrane; regulation of exocytosis; protein secretion. The transcript has 6 exons. Lineage: Eukaryota; Metazoa; Arthropoda; Insecta; Diptera; Tephritidae. Gene Ontology annotation, cellular component: synaptic vesicle; plasma membrane; endosome. Gene Ontology annotation, molecular function: GTP binding; GTPase activity. Bases 1234 to 1896 code for a protein of 220 amino acids. The record is from RefSeq and is a predicted model, not a curated record.